Molecule: messenger RNA, 14235 nt
Organism: Xyrichtys novacula (pearly razorfish)
Lineage: Eukaryota; Metazoa; Chordata; Actinopteri; Labriformes; Labridae
Source: the annotation of a GenBank genome assembly
GACAUUACAGCUGCGCGUCAUUGAUGUGCUGAACACAGGCUCCCACAAUGCCGCGGUGACAGUGAAGCUGUCAUGCUUGUGUUUUGCUUUGGUUUUUUGUUAUUGUUUCGAGUUGGUGGAGCGACAGAGCCCGAAGAGGAGAGCACGACUUCAUCGCUCGUUUUUAUGUCAGUAUUCUAAAAGAACCGAAACACCGGUAUCUGGAACAGAGUGUGCGUAUCUGCUGAAGUGAGCGCGAGCAAGGUAAGCGAGACAUCGGAGCUGGUCGAGAGACAAAGUGCGCAGAUGUCUUUUGUAGUUAACAAAGCCUGUUGUUGUCUUGGCUGACGUGCACGAGCGGCGCAUGGACAAACUUGAUGGAGCUAAUUAUCCCCAAACCGGUUCAGAUCUUCAUGUUAUGACAGCGAUGACACGGGUUUUCUCUGCUAUAAGCUUGCAUCUACGUGGAAUGCACAGUUUUCUCGCCAUGUGCUGCUGCUGUUGGGCCUCAAGCCUCGUGCUGUGCAACAUGAACCCACCGAAUUUCGCCUCUGGUCUAUUCCUUUUUCGACGAUAUAUAACCCAUAAAAAUGUUAUGCAAUACUGAUACCAAAAAGUAAGUUCCUUGUCACCUCGAUUGAGAUGGCAUAACCGAGUUAGAAAACAACACACCCCUGUGUUUAUACUAAUUUAUGGACAGUGUCACAUGAGAUCUAUAUACAGUAUUAAAAGUGACUGAAAAGCUAGACUAAACCCACGAGUGCAGCACAUGAACAAGUUUACAGCUUUCUCUAAAUAUUUGUUUCUCGUUAUAUAAUCAGAAUCAGAAUCUCUUUAUUGUUCAAAAGGGAAAUUAGUAUUGCAGCCGGAGCACACAAAGACAGGGUACACAGUGACAUACAGUAAGAAUAGUCUAAAUGUCAAACAUGAUUUAAAAAAAAAACACACACACAAUAAAAGAAACACUAUACAUUUACAUAGGAUCACUAAAAAAUAAUGUUCAGUACAGAGCCAAUACCAAAACUGGAAAGGAUAGUAAACUGUAAAAAAGUGCGAAAAUGCAAUAAACAGUGCAAAGAAGAACAUGGGCAACCUAAGGCCUCAUUGCCAUUCGGUAAAUGAAUCGCACUGGGGAUAAAUGAGAUCUAAAAUCUCUUAGUCUGAUAUAAGUCGUCUAAUUAGUCCUGUGAAUGUACCAUAAAUACAGAGUUACAUAUAAACUGAAGAAGACUUCAUACUCAACAUAAUGCUAUCAGAACUAAACUGCUGCCUGUAAGCCACACGUGUCUCUAUUUGAGGCUGUUAACUGCAGGAGAGAAUUCCUUAAAAAACGACCCACCGUGUAUCUGUCUGUGGAAUCUGAGUCUCACACAUGCUCGAGGCCCCACACAACCGCCAUGCUCACACGUGAUGGUGUACAAUAGCAAAGGAUGUUGACGGUGACUGAAAUAGCCCAAGUGGCAAACAUGUAGUAUGUCAUGGUGCUAUAAGGCCAUCCACUUGUUGAGGUUAAGUACUGAGUUUAAGCUCAGUCAGGGUAUCACCUUACUGCUAAAAGAAAUCAUCGUGGACUUCUGUCUUGUUUGUUCUCAAGCUCUCACCUCUUACCUAUUUCACAAUCUCAUCUAAUUAUGCAUGUCAGUAUGUACUUGGCACUUGUUGAAAAAAUAUCUGAACGAAAAAAAAACACUUGCCAUUUUGUGCAUUGUUUUCUUUCCUGUAGGGGCAACAUAGUCCGCCAUUGUUUUGUGUUGCCAUGGAGAAAGCUUGGCAGGUGGAGUUCAGAAAUGUAGGCUGCAGUUACUUCCCUCAGAGCAGAGUCGACUGCCACUACACACUAAAAUCACAGCACAGCUGGACCAACAGUGACUGGAUAGGGCUCUUCAAGGUAUUGUUAUCAUGAGUACUGUCACAAAACGGAGAGAAUAAUGUGUUCAAGCUGCUAAAUAACCAUGUGUGCAUGUUCUCUUCCUCAGGUGGGAUGGUCAUCUGUGAGGGAGUACCACACCUUCGUUUGGGCACUGGCCCCGGCUGACUACCAGGAGGGCACAGAUGUCAACUGCUGUGUGCACUUCCAGGGUACUCAAACCCGUGUUUUCUAAUUGUAUUUAAUUUCCCAUAGUUAGUGAGAAUCUAUACCAGAGCAGUGCUUACAUCUGCACAUUAAGCUGUCAGCAGGAGAUUGACGUUCCUGUAAACUGAAUCGCUCUGUUGUGUAAAAGGCCGGUGAUUGAGUUGAGUAUUGAGUUGAGCACAAUGCUAGUUAUUUCUACCUUAUAGAGUAUUGCCACUGGUGUAAAAAAAAGGAACAUAUCCGGUUCAGAAAACAAGUAUCUCUCCUAGAUUGUUCUCUGACAAAGACUCAGUCUCUUGUCUUUUGAAUGCAGGAGGUUGAGUAAUGUGAAUGACAAAGACAAUGGUCACUGCCGGGUCUCACUACCAGUGCUCAGUAGAGAAUACAGUGUUCACUCUGUCCUGUCCGUCCAAGGCAGCUGAUAAGACUGAUUCAGUGCGGGGGUCACGUGUGCAGCAGGUGUGGCAUCGACCUCUGACAAAGUGAUUUAUCACUAACUACAACAUAUGGUCAAUGUCACUCUUCAUUGGAAGAAGGGUAGAGGAGGGAAUGUUAAAAAAAAACUGCUGAUGGUUUCUUAUCAGUGAUGAUGUAUUGACAAGGUUCCCUGCACAGUGGCCUGAGCCGAUACUUUAAGUUACAAUACACCUCAUAAACUCUGCCGCAUGUCAGCAUACCGUCUGGUCUAUUUACUGCACAAAAGUUAUGGAAUAGAAAUUCUUAGUAAAUGACUCUAAACAUGAAGUUACAGCCUAUGUGAGAUAAGGAUGUUAUUUGAUUGGCUCACUUUAUGGGUUGGAUGGAGUCAGAGGUUACAACCAGCUGCUCUCUGGUCAGACUGGGAGGCGGAAAGCAAAACAAACCAGUUUCUGCUUGCUGGGGUGAACACAAAGAGAAGAUUGCAUUGUCAAGGAUGAUCAACACAUGUUUACAAAAGCAAGUAAAUAAGAAGUCAGACAAUUACCUUUUCGGACUUUUUCAUUUUACCCCUGUGAACUAAUGUCCUGUAAGUUUAUGUGUUAAGCCUAGUUUUAUACAAACACUGGGAGACACUCCUGGCUAUGGUUCUUGGGUGUGGUAAAAGAAAAAACUAAUUUAUCACCAAAAUACUAUUAUUGAGGACGGACAGUAACAGUUAUUGUGCAUGUGAUUUAAAACUCAAUUGUGACAUUACAUAACUGUGGACAUUUGUUAUUUUCAGCAUCCGCAAAUAACUUUAAAAAAAGUGUGCCCCUGAGCCUCCUGAUGUUUUCAACUCUACACUAGAAGCAAUAAUAAAUGUGAUCUCAAGACAAAAUUUCAUAUUGACAAACUGCAGUACGUUGGAAAAUAGAAAGUAGAAUUAGUGAUCGUGCUGUUGUGGCCUACUGGGAUGCAUCGAAUUGCCCAGGAGUUCAUAGUGUUGUGGCUACUUGUUCGUCAGUAUUAACCAAUUUAAAAAAAAGCUCCAGUGAAUUAUAACUUAAUUUAACACCUUACUAUUCAUGGAUGUCAUUUUUGGUAGGAUAUGUGUUAACAAGAGGCAUAUUUGAACGCAGUUUUAUGAGCAGUAACUUGCUAAAUACUGUUUGAUUUUUGAGAAAACAUUAGCUAGCUUGUUCUUGACAAAGCGUAGCAUACAUGUUCAACAACUGCAUUUUGGGGUGAGACAAAAGUAAACUAUCAUUCUCCUUUGGCCUCAGUUGUUGCGAUGUGAGGCUUAACACAACUACUGAAUCACGGUACAGUUACUCAGUUGUCUAAAAUUUUAAGGACACCUGCAGGAAGUAAGCUAGCUCUAAUACUGGACCGUUGAGGUGGUCUGCCAGUCAAUGUAAGCCAUAACCCUACUCAUUUACUAUUUUAAUGGAAGAAUAAGAAAAGUGAAACUCACCUGAGACAAGUUCAGCUUCUUUGCCAUAGAUAGGGUUGAUAGGGUCCAUUUCAUGUGGGUCAUGUCAAACAAAACAUUAGCUAAUAUGUGCAUGUGACGCCAUCUUUGAUCCCUCACCUGUGCAGAAGUGCUGCCUCAAGGGAUCAGCAGCCAUAUUGUAAACAAGUUGCACAAUAGUCCACUUACAGGGUUUCUGCAGGUUUCAACAAGUCAAUGAAUACAAUUUCAGAUCCAUAUUAUAUCCAUACUGGCAAAAAAGUACAACAGACAUAAAGGGAAAUCAGAACAUUUUAAACUAACUUCAAAUCAAUGUUUAUUUGUAGGUAUCAUUGAUACAUUUUUAAGACCUUUCAAAUUUGUAUUUAAGACAUUUUAUGAGGUUUUAAGAGAAUUUUAGACAUUUUAAGGCCUUAGAUAAAAAUUUUUGGAUUUUUGACAUUUUAAGACUUUUUAAGACCCAGCAAAAACCUUUCUCAAAACUAUUUAACUAUAAACAGAAAUUAAAGAAUAACAUUUUUAAGGAUUUAUGCACCAGGCUAUUAUUACUUAAUACUGCCAGACUGUAAAGAUAUAUGUAAAGUUAUGUUCAAAGGCAGUUAGCACCCUCCGAAAUAGAAUAUAUUUCCUUCAGUCUACUUGUUUAUCUGUUUUCAUUGUACAAUUAUAUCACCAUUUCAGUUCAUUAAUUGUCCUUUUCUUCCACUCUCCUCAGCCUCCUACCUUCCCAAGCCUGGCUCUCAAGAGUAUGAGUUUGUAUACAUCGAUGCUAAAGGAGAGGUGUGCUCCUGCAGCUCAAAGUUCACGUUCUGUGCCCCCAAACCCCUGGAGGAUCUGGUGACCCUUGAAGAAGAGCCCCAUGGAGAGGAGGGAGGCACAGACAUGUUACUGGUGGUGCCCAGGGCUGAACUGCUGCAGGUGAGCGGGACCAAAACAAAGCAGAUUAACUAGACAGGGUUGUGAAGGAGGGAGUGUAUUUAGUUUUUCUAAAUUUAUGUGAGCCGAUAAAACGCAUGUGCUUAGAAAUCGAUGUUGUCGUUUAACACCGGCACAAACAGACUUAAAGCACAUUAAUGAUUUCCCUUCCGUCUCUUUCCAGAGUCGGCUGCAGGAGUGUUUGCGAGAACGGGCUGAGCUGCUGGAGGUGCAGGAGGCAGCAGACAGGCAAAGGGAGAAAGAGAAGGAGGUGUACAAGAGAGCAAGGGAGGCCUGGGACAGACAACACAGAGAGCUGGAGAGCGAUAUUGUGAGGCUGCAGGAGGAGCUGUGGCAGAGUCGAGACAGGAUGGAGAUGAUGGAGAAGAAGCAGAAGGUGGUGUAUAAAUUUAGGCAAAUGACAGGGCUAGGAUCAUUUGAUUAGCCCCAAUUUGCAUGUUUCCAUUUCCCUACUCUCCUCUUAAUUUGUGCUCAUAUUCUCUGAUCAAAAGCUAAAGCCUAUACUACGAUAAAUCCUGGUCUUUUAAAUGUACAGUUUCUAAAUAAAGUGUUGUUGUAGUGAUAUGAGGAUGGUUAAUGGAAGAUAUUUCCUCAUGGGUGUCUUCAUCUAUAACAUGGUAAACUAAAAUUCCACAUAAAAUGCCUCUAAUCUGUUAGGAGGAGAGGGCUUUAGGAGAAUCACUGGCCCAGGAGAAAAGCACUUUACUGGAUGCGAGGGAGGAGAGCAAAGUGCGAAUCAUAGAGCUGGAGGAGGAUAUCAAAGCCCUGACACAGAGGACUGUGGAAAGAGAGACAGAGUUGGAAAGGUAUGACAAAUAAUGUCGCCUCCCCUUAUUCUUCUUUAAGGGCUGUGUGGGUCUCAGGGAUACUUCUGAUUGUCAAUAACCGAAUCUGUGUGUGUGCAGGAUGAAGGAGAGAGCUAAGAGGGCUGCAGCUCAGAGAAAAGAGGAGGAGAGUGAGAGAAAAGGCCUGCAGGUAAUGACACGACAAAAAAUGCCAUAAAGUGUAAUCAAAUCUGUCUCUGUUUUUGCUUUAUCUCCUCUUUUUCUGUCAUUUGUUUCCGUCUUGCAGACUAAGUUGGAACAAACAGAGAGCGAGUUGAGAAGUCUGUCCAAGGAGUUUCAGGGCCUGAGGACUUCACUGGCCCAGAGAGACACAAGUGUCCUGCAGCUCCAAAGCACCAUCACCACCCUGACCCAAAAACUCACCACCGCCCACAGGAAAGAGGUCUGAUCGGAGGGUCAAGUUUUUUUUGUAAACAGAAUGAAAGUCUUACACACUUUAUUUGGAACUACUUCUUGAUACCUCUUAAUUUGGAACACGUAGUCCUCAACUUUAUGAUUCUGGCAUACCUUUAGAUUCAUUAUGUGCUUUAUGAUACUGUAUGUGUCCAUGUAGGGCUGGGCGAUAUGGCCUCAAAUCAAUAUCACAAUAUAUUGAGCAGUUCACCUCAAUAACAAUAAAUGGAUGAUAACUACUUCACAAACUGCUCACCUUUUCCCACAUUAACUUUGUCCACUUCAGCAGCUACAACUUUUGAACCAUCCUCCAUCUUCUCAUCUGUCUUUCCCUCUUUGUUACGGAUCAACAUAGGACAGUGUCUUAAAGGGACGAGAGCAUAGCCUACCUACACACAUCCAAAACUAACUUUUAUUUAUUUGUUUGACACCAAAUAUAUUGACAUGGGCAAAAUGACAUUGGUUAUUGACGUAAAUUUCGGUAUCUGUAAAUCUUCGAUUUAUCGCCCAGCCCUAUGUCCAUAUCAUUAUUUCUACAAACUUUGAUAGAACUGACUUAAAGUACGACCUAACAGUCAGUGUCAAUUUGUAGUUUCAAAGCUGGCAUUUUGUUGCAAACCAUUUUCCUAUGUAGCCAACGCAACCUCUUGCUCCCUUAUGAUCAGGCUGAGAGUGAGACAGCCUGGAAGGAGAUGCGCAGCCUGCGGGAGCGUCUGAAUGCCAGUGAACGCGCUGCAGAGGGUUUAAGGAGCGAUCUCAGUGCCAUGGUGGCCCAGAGGGAUCAGGGGCAGGCUGAACUGCAUCAGGCUCGUCUGCAGGCCGCCCAGCUUACCCUGCAGCUGGCUGAUUCCAGCCUGGCCCUAAGAGAGGGGAGAGCUCGGUGGACCCAGGAGAGGCAGAGUCUGCAGCGCAGUGCUGAGGUAUAUAGUACAGAGAAUCUGAAGGGGAAAACAGAAAAAUGUAACAUAUUAUUGGUCUGAUUUUUAUGAUCCUUUGUGGCAGGCAGAAAACACUCUCUGAAGUAAAUAUGCUUUUAUCUUGUGAAUGUGUGUUUUAACCCAACAGAAGGACCAAGAGCGUGUAGAGAAACUCAACAUAGAGAUGCAGAAAAUGGAGGAGAGGCUUCAGGAAGAAACCAUGGAGAGAGUCAAGCUGGAGGUGGAGCUUGGGAGAGAACAGGACUGUAACAGGGUAACAAAAUCAGCCAAGACCUAAUAGCAACUAAUCUUUCAUGUUUUUUUUGUGAAUAGCUUUUAGAAAAAUUGAGAAAAUCAAAGAGAUCCAUUUGCUAGAUUCCCAAAGCUUCUCAAAACAUUCCUGUUCUGGUGCUAAACACUGUAGCUUUCAUGAUUCUUGUUGGCAUAAUGGUUGCUUCACCUGUUUAUGCUAAGCUAGGCUAACUCUCUGAUUUUCCAUCGACCAAACAGAAAUGAGAGGUAUCAGCCGUCAUCCCCAACUUCACCUUCAACUUCUAUAAUGAAAUUCAAAAUAUCCAAAAAUCUCUGCAGGGUGCUAUUAUUAUUAUUAUUAUUAUUAUUAUUAUUAUUAUUAUUAUUAUUAUUAUCGUUUAAUUGCACUGAUAAUUACUCUGUUUACAACACAGUUGUCAUUCUAAGCUUACAGCUUCUUUUUCAGUCGUCUGACAUAUCCUGUUGUCUUCUGAUAUGCGCCCCUUAGGUUCAACUGAGUGAAACUCGCAGGGAGCUCCAGGAGCUGAAGGCCAGCCUGAAGGUGGCACAAAAGGAGAAAGAGCAGCUGAACGCAGAGAAACAGGUCAGAAAACUUUCAGAUGAGGAGGAAAUCCUGUAUAAUAAUGUUUUGAAAUGUGUUUACUCCUGUGUUAUCACUGUAAGGAUGCAGAGAUACCAACUUUAUGACCUGUUCUGUAUUUAUCAGCUAAUUAGGCUUGAAUGUUAAUGAAAGGCCUCUAUGGAUUAACAAGUAAAUCCUCGCUGUUUUAUUCUAAUCAGCUCAUAACUGCAGCACUUUACUCAUUACCUGCCUCAACUUUGUCGAAUUGCGCAAGAUUUUCAACCACUUAAGUCAAGUCCCACUAAGGAUAAUAAUUGUUUUCUAAAAGCUCUGUAUAAUUUCAUAUAAUGUAUUCAUACCCUGAAGCUUACUGGUGUAUCAAAAACACGAGUACAUGGGGAUCGUGAAUGUCCAGGUGUUGGAAAUCUUCUGUCUGUUGUUGUCUUCUUGGUUGUUAUUGUGCAGUAUAAAUUGUUUAUGGUGCCGUAUAAAUCAGUGGAUUUCAGGGCAGCCAGUGCUGCUGCUGUUAAAGUGCCUGCAGAGUUUUUGUUGGCCUGCCACAUCCACAUUUGCCGGCUACUGGCAGAGUGCAUGGUCAAUGUUUUUAAAAUCAGUGUCCAGCUUAAUUUUAACAAGGACCAUAUGGGAGCAUAGCAGGCAAUCUAUGGCACAUCAUAAAUCAAACAAAUGUUUCACUCUUCAUUGAACAGCGAUAAUAAUAUUUAUAUAAUAGCAGACAUUGUGUUUGUGUGUUUCCUGUGUAACGGUUUUUAUGUUGCUUUGGCUUGAGGAAGUAGGACAUCAUGAGGGUUAUGAGGGUGACGGCUGUGAAGUCAUGAUGAAAGUCCUGCCCGGGUGUGUGAUAUGAUGGCUGUAUUUUCCACCACAGGAGUUGAUGGAGUACAUCUGUCAGCUGGAGCAGAAGAUGGGUGCGGCGGCUGGUGCCAAGUGGAACGCUGCCCCGACUGCUUCUACAGGUGAAUGGACUCACACAUUAAUCUACUGUAUGCCCUGCAGAUGUGAACAAUAAAAGUGCUCACUAUCAUUCAACAGCAACACUAAAUAUUGUUCUGAGCGGCCAGUGUUGUAGGAAACAGCAGCGGCUCUCUGAGGAAAAGUGAUCGCUUUUUUGUUUCGGACUGGCAGGUCAGCCUGGCAGCGCGUUUUCGGACUCUGAAGAUGAGAACCCCGAGGCUCUGCAGCCCCUCCGCCCAGCCAGACCUCUGGGACACUACAGCCUGUGCGAGCAGAGCGAGCCAGACUCCCUGCUCCUCGCCACCCCUCCUCCUUCCCCCCGGGAGAUGGAGAGGAGCGCGGUGGUCAUCAACCAGCCAGCCCCGCUUUCUUUGCCACGCCAGGCAGGCACUGACACACUGGCACACAGCUCUGACUCGGUGAGACCUGCUAUCUGAGCCAUUCAGCGUCACCAUUGUGUAAUUAUAUGUGAUACUGAAAAUGAGCUAUGUCCUCCUGCUGAUAGCUGCGUGCUCCAGUUAAACACAGGCAGUGGAUCGUUUGAUACAGACAUUAUCUCCUCAAAGCAAUUAGGUUGCUAGUCUGCAAGUUAUUAGACUGUAAUAGCUGCUGGACAGAUAUGUUUUAACUGUGCGUGCCUGUGUGUGUGUGUGUGUGUGUGUGUUUUGUUCUCCGGUGUUAAGGAGGAGGAAUCUGAUCCUCUUCAGUGUGGAAGGCACAGCUCUGGAGAGGAAACGGUGCUUUUGCUGGCUGAGCACACAGACGCUGUCCUCAGGUACAACCUCACACGCCAAGACAUGCACAUAAGAGAGAAAAAGGCAUUACUUUCAACACAUCAAAAUAGUUAUGCUCCAUAAAAUGCCCCUGAUUCAAAGGUAAAUGCAUUUGUUCACGCAAAUCAGAUUUAUUUGCAGUAAAAGUCAUCAGUUUGAGGAGGAGGUUUUUCACCAUUUACUGUAAGCUGUUUAAUAGCUGUUAUACUCAAAAACUACUUUGAGGUAGUCAUAUUUUACCAUGGUAAUUCCAUUUUAUGCUACUUAGGACCUCCUCCACAUCCUCCAGAUGGAAAUAUUUAACUUUUCAAUAAAAUAUAGUCCACUGCGAGGCAUCCAAACAGUUGUGCCAAAUACAGUUGGCUGGUUAUAUACUCCAGAUAUAUAUCAUUUUGGCUGUGACCUUUUGUCAUGUCAUAUUUCCUUAUCAAGAGCUCCACCAGAGGAGGAUUUUAUUUCUCAGAUAGUUUCAUCUAAAUCAAAGUUGAAGGCACAAAGACAUAAUGUGUUGAAUCAAAAACAAUAGAAGAAGAAAUGUCCCUCCUGAAAAGUUGUGAAGUGUAUUUUUUUCUCCUUUUUUUCCUUCUUUUGACAUUUUUCAUCUUUCUGUUUCCUGCCCCUUCCAUCAUCUUAAAAUCUCUCAGACAGUGUUUGUUUUAUAGGCAGGAGAGCACAAAACGCAACCGUCUGUGAUGCUGCACUGUUGUUUAGUGCUUCAUCAUAAAACAAAAAUCAGACACAGAGGCGAAUUUUUCUGAGACAAAAAGUUUGACUUCUACUUGAUGCAUAGAUUUGCAUUCUAAUUCACACUUUUUCUCAUAUUGCCGUUAGGGUUCCUUUGCAAGUAUGGAAAGUAUGGAAAUAAAUUUGAUCAUUUUCCAGGUCUUAAAAAGUAUGGAAAAUUAAAAAAUGAAGUAUGGAAAAAUAUUUGGUAACACUUUAUGCAACACCUAUCUCUGUAACGCAUUCUAAAUAUAUGUAUAAUACGUUAUAAUCACAUUAUAGCACUGUAUAAGUAUAGUUAUAAACACUCAUAAAUGAUCAUAAUGCUUUAUAGCAAUAAUCAGAAUACAUUAUAAAACAUUUCAUCAUGACUUACAAAGUCAGAUAUUAUAAUGUGUUAUAACUGUUAAUAACUCACUAACAAUGCCCUCAUAGAUAAUACAAUGCAACUGUUGUUAACAGUUAUAACACAUUAUAAUACCUGACUUUGUAAGUCAUGAUAAAAUGCUUUAUAAUGUGUUAUGAUUAUUGCUAUAAAGCAUUAUGAUCAUUUAUGAGUGUUUAUAACUAUACUUAUACAGUGCUACAACCUGAUUAUAUAACACAUUAUACAUAUAUUUAUAAUGUGUUAUAGAGAUAGGCUUCAAGCUAAGUGUUACCAAAAUGAAAAAUAAAGUAUGGAAAAAUAUUUGUUUCCAGACUAUUACCACAGUUAAAAGAUAUUUCCAGAAAUAAAUCCAAAAAUAAUUCUAAAAAGUAGGGUACGGAAAAGUAUGGAAAUUCCAACAGUGGAGGAACCCUGUGCCUUUAAUACUAUUAAUGUUAUCAUUACAUGUCAUGUAGAAAUAUUUGAUUUUGCAGUUGUACUAUUGUGUCAUGAAAACCACUGCAGGUGCAUCCUCCAAAAAGUCCAAAAAUGAAUGAGCACAUGGACCUGCUACUUUUCUUUCCUUGUAUCACAUUGUAAGAUUUAGGUAACCUUGUAUACCUACUAAUGAGAAGAACGGCAAGUGACGAUUUUAAGUAUCACAACAAAUUGAGCACAGUGGAAGAUUUAAUGUUCAGAAACUGAGAUUUGCAUAACUGACUGCAUAUUAAAAAAAUCUUUGAGGCCAAACAAGCCAACAAAUUUCUUCCUGUCAUGCUGGCUAGUUUUAAACUCUAGCAAUGCAUCAUAUUUUAUGAUGCAGUGCAGAACUUGAUUUGUGUGUAAAACCUUACUCUGCAAAGUAAUAUGUGAGCAGAGCUGCAAAACAAACGCUGUGGAGUAAAAAAGUAUCACAUCUCCACCCUAGAUGAGGAAAAAUGUUCCAAAAUAAAGGAAUUAAUUAUUUUUACUCUUACUCCAACACAAGUAAGUGUGCCUAGUUACUUUUUACCUCAGCUCUCACACAAAAAGGAUUUUAUGUGCUCACUAUGAAUUCAGAGCUCGCUAAUGCACACAGACGUGUCAUGUGACUUAUUAUUUAUGGCGACAGGGCGAAUAUGGCUGGAAGAUGGAAGUUUUGAAUAUGUGCUCGUAAAAGAAGUUGAGUCAGGGUGCGGCGAGGGGGAGGCAGCGUGAGACAGAAGAGGGGGCAAGAUGGGAGGACAAGGGGACAGAUAAGUUGACAGCAAGCUGUAGCAAUGAUUUACCUGAUGGGUGUACCGCAGUCACGGGCCAAUUUUCAGCAUCAUUAAAGCUCUCUCUCUCUCUCCCUCUCCCACUCAGCCGCUCUUUUAGUCUAACCUCCUCUUUCAACCAGAAUGUGUGUUUUUUUUUUUUUUUUUUUUCCACCUUUUUCAACACACACGCACUCUCUGCUUUGUGUCUUCUCUUAGUGAUCUGGCCGACACAUCGCUAUGGUAACCUGUGGACAUCCAGGCACAGCCCAGUGAGCGAUCAAAAAAAAGAGAGAAGUCGGACUUUGUGGGAGUGAAUGUGCUUCCACGUUAUCUCCACUUACAAGCACAAACACUACACUCACACAGACAAAUGUUAAUAUGCAAUUUAUCUUGAUCUGCUUUCUGCUGCAAACGUUGAUUUCUUUUUUCUUCUUCUUCUCGGACUGUUGUGUUAUUGCUCCCGCUGAAUGACUUCACGCUCGUGGCAGCAGGUCAACACCAUCUUUAUGGCUGACAUAAGACUGUUGCACAGUUUUAGGCUCGGGCUCUGGUGUUUGAGAAUUUGCCGGCAGUAGCUGAGUGAUUCCUGUUGAAUCAUUGCAUCGCUGAGAGCUUUACGACGGAUGUUAUGUCGCUUUUAUGACAUUUGUGAUUAGGAGUCAUGACAGGCACUGUAAUUAUGAUGUUUUGUGCAGGGGCCCCGGCUCCACUGGAAAUCAUGGCAAAACUCCGCUUCAGCUUUAAAUCCUCCACAGCAGCUUCGAAACACUAUUCAUAACAGCAUAACGUAAAUGAUACGGCAUCACAGCUAGAGUUAUAUUGCGGUAAUAUAGGUCUAUGACAUCAUAUUUCUCCUCCAUUUACUCAGAACUGAGAUUUGAUAUGCACUUUCUUGUAGGCAUUAGUGGUUGAUUGUUGUCGCGCAGAUGCAGUUUAGGAGAUUUAGCAAUGCAGAGGCGUUUUUAGAUGGACAAGCGAUGGAACUAGAGAGCUUAUUGAACAGAUUGUGUUUAAAGUCUAUGAAGAUAAAUGCCAGAUGCAACUUUCUACUUCAAUAACUUCAUAUCAUUAUUAUAAAAAAACGCUCAUAAGGCUUUCACUCUAGAUCAGCUGCAGAUUUAACAUGAUUAUAAUCCUGGACUUCAUUGUUAUUACAAUAAAAUGCUAAUUUACAAGCUACUCAGUUGGAUAUUUAGCGUCGUUACAGUUUAUAUUGUACAGAAAUCUUAUCAUACACCCACACAUCUCUAAAUUUGUGCCUAAAAUGAUUUAAAAAAAUAAAAGAAAUCAUCUUAAACAAAUCCAACAUCCUUACAUGUUGUUGGUGGUGUUCCUUUCGCCCUAUGGCAAAAUACUGCCUAAUAAAAAUGGUUGCCUACCUUUUAAUCAAUACUGUAUGCAUUUUUCAUGAUUUUCUAUUUAUAAUUAACUUGAGUUAUUCUGCAAGGAGAUUAUAUUCGGAUUUUAGUUUGAAAUAGGUGUUUGUUUCUCACACGACUCUUUGUGCAAUGUGUGACAAAACUUUCCCUGCCUGGCUCUGAGGAUUUGCUAGACACUUUGAUGCUUGAUUUUAUCUGCUGUAUUUGCACCCUAUUUUUACUAGAGAAGAGAUUUUAGAUAAAAAGUUGCUAUACGGAUACUAAACGUCUUUACAUCUAUCAUGCGUCUUCUUCUAAUCAUUAUCCUAAUCAUUAUCGUGGUGUGUUGUGUUUACGCAUAAUGUAAACUUAAUGUCAAUUUUUUUUUUGUUUUACCGUAUGUUUUCGAAUACUCACUCUUUUAAGGUUUGUAUUUGGGUUAUUCUGUUGCGAGGUAUUGGUGCUAGUGAAGGAGGAUGUUACCAGCGUGUUUAGUUAGAAAUAAAUUGACUUUUAUGUCUGAAAAGAGCUUAAGCAGGAAGGAUAUGAUUAAACAAAUCGUGAAAGGAGUAAACACAUUCAAACCUCUCAUUUACCUUGUGUCAGUGGUGGUGUUACAGCAUGUUAACUCUCCUUUUAUAGAAGUAGACAUAUUAUAAGGGAGCUUGGUAUUCUUUCCUGAAGGAUAGCACACUACAUGUAUUCUCCAUCAUCUUCGUUUGUGGUUGUAAUCUGACUUUAUGUCUCAAGGAACAUUUUUUUUGUCGUCCCUCUGAGAGCACCUGCACUCGUCCCCCAUUGCAAUAAAGCUCUCGUGGUUAUGGUUUGUUUUGAAGUUUUGUGUGUGACGGUUACCCCACAUGUACGCCACCCCACCUUGUAUUUUCUUAUCAGUCAUGUAACAGGGGUUUGGGCGGGGUUCUGUAUAAUAAAAUGGUUUAUGUAUCCAUCA